UAGGCUGAUAUACGAGAACAGAAUCUAAUCUGGUUGGGCUAUCUGCCCUAAGGAAACUGUUACAAACCUGUCUGUGAUCAUGCCUAGUUUUAUGCCCCCACAGGAUAAGAUCAAGACUCGGUAUCAUUAUCUAAGAGUGAAGAAGUAUUUGGACCUACCUCCUAAAUCAAACACGGUCAUUUAUCAUCGCGGUGGAGUCACACAUAGAAGAGACGAUACAGACGUUGAGCUGGACUUUCGACAAGAAAGUAACUUUUUCUAUUUAACUGGUGUUGAGUCUGCUGGUUACCAUGUCAUCUUCCAAUUUUCGACAGAUACGAUCUAUCUCGUCCGCCCAACUGUUCCGCUUGAAGAACAAUUAUGGAAAGGCAUACCUCCUACUGAUCAGCAAUUACUUGAAAAAUAUGAUGUUGAUAUAGUACUUACUGAAAACGAAAUGAAUGCGAAAUUACAAGAAAUCAAUCCAGAUAUCAUUUUAACUAUGGAUUCAACCAAUGUGGCUGCCUUGCCCCCUACAAUCCUCCCAAAAAUAGAUGCCAGUUUGUUAGGCCCAGCUAUACACGAAGCCAGACUCAUCAAAUUUCCAUGGGAAAAAGAUUUACUUCGAUAUACAGCUCAUAUAUCUUCCCAUGCACAUAUAUCUCUUAUGUCAGCGGUAGGAAGACGAGGGUCUAGACAUGGUCGACCUUUUCUAAUGAACGAAUCCGAGUUGGAAGCAGAGUUCCGAUACGUGUGUGCUAAGAGUGGACUUAAUCGACAAUGCUAUAUCCCUAUCAUAGCUUCGGGAGAGCGUGCUUCCGUUUUACAUUACACCGACAAUAAUAAAUGGAUACCCAGUGAUAACAGGCAUGCCCUGAUUUUGGUGGAUGCAGGUGGAGAGCUUACAUGCUACGGAAGUGAUAUAACACGAACAUUUCCUGUCACAGGUAAAUUCUCUUCCGAAGCCAGAACUAUAUAUAACAUUGUUUUAAAAGCACAAAAAGCUGUACUGGACCAAGUAAGACCAGGUGUCUUUUGGAGAGAUAUGCAUACUCUUGUAGUCAAAAUUUUGACUCAAGAGCUCAUCAACAUUGGUAUUUUGGUUGGUGACGCUGAAGAAAUAAUACAAUUAGGGAUUUACAGAGCGUUCUAUUUCCACGGAACAGGUCAUUCAAUUGGAUUAGACUGUCAUGACGUUGGAGGGACGGAUAUUGGAAUACUUUCAGCAAUGAAAACCAGAAAAGGUUAUCCUUUAGAGUUAUUCACUCGUCCAUUGCAGGCAAAUAUGGUCAUAACAGUUGAGCCAGGUCUCUAUUUCAACGAUGUUAGUAUUGACAUGUGGACAGCCGCAAGCUCACCCUAUAAAAAGUACUUUGGAACAGAAAAGAUCGAGAAAUAUAGAAAGGUUGGAGGAGUACGCAUUGAAGAUACGAUACUGAUUACAGAAAUUGGGAUUGAGAACUUGACCAUAGCUCCCAAAGAAGUGAACGAUAUCGAGGCCAUCAUGGGUUUUUAGAGUCAUUUAACAUGAACAGCAUGAAUCAGGCUAGCAGAGCACGAUUUUGAGUCGCCGAUUUGUGAUUUAGACAUCCUUGUCCCCCUGUUAGCGC
Molecule: messenger RNA, 1589 nt
Organism: Mycotypha africana
Lineage: Eukaryota; Fungi; Mucoromycota; Mucoromycetes; Mucorales; Mycotyphaceae
Product: peptidase M24, structural domain-containing protein
Exons: 5
Coding region: 80-1495 (471 amino acids)
Molecular function (GO): metalloaminopeptidase activity; manganese ion binding
Source: RefSeq, a predicted model, not a curated record